GGCUCAGGAAGCCGGCUGGCUGAGUCCGGCGCUCAGGAAAACCCCGAGCGGCGCCGCCUUCCAGGCCUGGCCACCCCGGGGUCCCCACUUUCCGCUAGGGCUCCAGCUCGGUGAAUGGACCUGGAACGCACAGGUCACCAUUUGAGGACUUCACAUGUGUUAGCUCAUUUACUCCUCACAACAUUCCCCCCCGGUGGAAUGGAAACUGAGGCACGGAGGGGUUAAGCAGCUUGCUCAAGGUUCAUAACGGCAGGUGCCUUAGGAUCUCCCAAUGGGGUGGCUUGGCUGUGGGCUCAUGUUCCCUGUGAGCUGCCUGAUCCUGGUGUGGGUGGCAGGCUCUGGGAGCGUUAAGGUCCUGCAUCAGCCCACCUGCUCCUCCGACUACAUCAGCACCUCCACCUGUGAGUGGAAGAUGGACGGCCCCACCAACUGCAGCGCCGAGCUCCGUCUGUCCUAUCAACUGUCCGAUGAUCUGCACUCUGAAAACCAAACGUGUGUCACCGAGAACAGGGCAAGCGCCGUGUGUGUGUGUGACAUGCUGAUGGAAGAUGUGGUCUUUUCGGACACCUAUAAGCUGGACCUUUGGGCUGGGAAGCAGCUGCUGUGGAGUGGCUCCUUCAAGCCCAGUGAGCAUGUGAAACCCAGAGCCCCUGAAAACCUCACAGUUCACAGCGACGUCUCCCACAUGUGGCAGCUGACUUGGAGCAACCCAUACCCUUCUGACAGUUUCCUGUACUCCAAACUCUUCUACCUGGUCAACAUUUCAAAUGAGGAUGACCCCACAGAGUUCAUAAUCUUUAAUGUGACCUACGUGGAACCCACCCUUCGCUUCUCAGCCAGGACCCUAAAGUCUGGGGUCUUCUACAGUGCACGGGUGAGGGCCUUGGCUCAGAGCUACAAUAGCACUUGGAGCGAGUGGAGCCAGAGCAUCAGGUGGUUUAACUACUAUGAUUGGCCCUGGGAGCAGCACCUCCCGCUUGCCGUCAGCAUCUCCUGCAUUCUCAUCCUGGUCAUCCUUCUGUCCUGUUAUUUCAGCAUCAUCAGGAUUAAGAAACAGUGGUGGGACCAAAUUCCCAACCCAGCCCACAGCCCCGUCAUGGCUAUUGUCAUCCAGGAGUCUCAGGUGUCACUGUGGGGGAAGCCAUCCCGAGGGCAGGAACCAGCCAAGUGCCCACACUGGAAGACUUGUCUUACUAAGCUCUUGCCCUGUUUUUUGGAGCAUGGCAUAGAAAAGGAUGACAGUUCCUCCAAGGCUGCCAGAAACGGGCCUCUCCAGGGUCCCGGGAAAUCAGCAUGGCCCCCUGUGGAGGUCAGCAAGACUGUCCUCUGGCCAGAAUGCCCCAGCGUGGUGAAGUGUGUGGAGCUGUUUGAGGCCCAGGUGGAGAGUGAGGAGGAGGAAGAAAUGGAGGAAGAUAAAGGGGGCUUUUGCCCGUCACCUGAGAGCAGUGGGUGCAGCUUCCAAGAGGGCAGGGAGGACAUUGCGGCCCGGCUGACAGAGAGUCUGUUCCUGGACCUUCUUGGGGGUGAGAAUGGGGGGUUUUGCCCACAGGGCUUGGGAGAGUCCUGCCUUCUUCCACCUUCAGAAAGCAGAAGCGCUCAGAUGCCCCGGGCAGAGUUCCCAAGUGCAGGGUCCCAGGAGACUUUGUUCCAGGACCAGGAGCAGCCUUUUAACCCAGAGUCAAACCCUCCAGCUGCUCUGAUGCAGAGCCCUGACCGCCUGGCUUUCACAGAGAUGCCCGCUGUUAUCGCAGACAACCCCGCUUACCGCAGCUUCAGCAACUUCCUGAGCCAGUCCUCAGGUUCCGGAGAGCUUGACUCAGACCUACUGCUGGUGGAAUGCCUGGAGGAAGGGGACCCCAACAUCCCCUGUACCCACCAGCUCUCUGAGCCACCCACUGUGCUCCAGCCCAAGCCAGAAACCUGGGAGCAGGUCCUCCGCCAGAGCGUCCUCCAGCACAGGGCAGCUGCAGCCCCCGCCUUGGCCCCAACCAGUGGCUAUCGGGAGUUUGCGCACGCAGUGAAGCAGGGCAGUGCCCAGAGCACAGGGGUGGCAGGCUUCAGCCCUUCUGGAGAAGCUGGGUACAAGGCCUUCUCCAGCCUACUUGCCAGCAGUGCCAUCUCCUCGGAGACAUCUGGGGUUGAGGCCAGCCGUGGGGAGGGGGGCUACCGGCCCUUCCAGAGCCUCUCUUCUGAUUGCCCUGAGGCCCCUGCCCCUGUCCCUUUGUUCACCUUUGGACUGGACAUGGAGCUACCUCAUAGUCCUCAGAACUCAGUUCUCCCAAGCAGCUCCCCAGAGUGCCUCAUUCUGGAGCCAGUGGCAAAGGGAGAGGACAGCCAGAAGCCUCCGCUCUCCCUAGAGCAAGCCACAGACCCCCUCAGGGAUGAUCCGGGCAGUGGCAUUGUCUACUCAGCGCUUACCUGCCACCUAUGUGGCCACCUGAAGCAGUGUCACGGCCAGGAGGAGCGUGGCAAGGCCCAUGUUGUGGCCAGCCCCUGCUGUGGCUGCUGUUGUGGAGAUAGGUCCUCACCCCCGCUGAGCCCCCUGAGGAACUCGAACCCUUUGCCAGAUGGGGUUCCACCGGAGGCCAGCCUCAUUUCAGCCUCCCUGGCACCCAUGGGUAGCUCAGAGGAGGGUAAGCUCUCCCUGUUCUUCCAGCCUGCCCACAGCAAUGCUCAGAACUCAAGCCAGACCCCCAAAGUGCUGGCCAUGCUCUCUACAGGGCCCAUAUGUAUGAGCGCUUCCUAGGUAUGGGCCCACUUGUUGCUGAGGUCUGCAGGUGAGGACUGAGUCUCACCCAUGCCUGCCAUAUGCCACCCCCUGGAAGGCAACCAGGCUGGCACAUUUAGAAAAGACUUGGAGAACCGUGGUAUGAAGUUAUGAUGUUCUCUACACUGGGGCUACAGAGACUGGACCCCCCCGUUCCCAACAUUGACCUGGGCUCAGCACAUCCCAUUGGAGUGGAGUGUGCUGGGCAGCUUGGCUUGUGAAUGAGCCAUUGGCCAUUUUAUCAGUCCACAGCUUCUCCAGCAUACUGUCCCUGUCAUGCCCACCCAAGGCACGUUUUGUGCACGUAGUCACCCUGUUGCCUAUGUCUUGCCCAGUCCUUGGAUUAGUUGCUGCCAUGUCACUGGAUUAGACACUGAGCCUAGAAACCAACCAAGCCAACGGGAAUGCCUUGGGAGGCCUUGGGAAACUGAGGUCCUAAAAGAGUGGUUAUUUGCCCAGAAGUGCCCAUUGAUUCAACAGAGCUUCAUUAUGUUGACACUGGAGACAGGAUCUGGGCUGUGGAGGGAUGCUUAAUAAGCGAGUGAGGAUAAUAGAGAAGCACAUGAAAAAUUGUGGUUACUAAGCAGUGACAAUUUGCUGUCAGGUUCCUACACCACUGUAAGGCUGGGGGCUCCCGUUAAGCAGGAGAUCCCCAGAAAAAGCACAUCCAGCUACCUUGGGUCCUGUCUGUGCCCCCAUGGACACUACUGCUGGCAGCCACAGAGAGACCAGAGCGAGAGGUUCACGCCUGUGACCCGGCUGAGCUGGGCAUUCCAGACGCCGAUGCCGGACGCAUUUAGCCUGCAUGUUGGCCCAGACCUCAGGCUCAGCAAUGCUUGUUUGUGUGCAUGUCAAAGAUUGUUUUAAACCUGGUAUUCGUGUUUGCUGAGGAGGGUGGAAUGGGAGGGGGUGGAGUUUUAUAUAAAUAAAGAUUCUUUAUAUAUA
Molecule: messenger RNA, 3712 nt
Organism: Pteropus alecto (black flying fox)
Lineage: Eukaryota; Metazoa; Chordata; Mammalia; Chiroptera; Pteropodidae
Gene: IL4R
Product: interleukin 4 receptor
Exons: 11
Coding region: 272-2746 (824 amino acids)
Biological process (GO): production of molecular mediator involved in inflammatory response; cytokine-mediated signaling pathway
Cellular component (GO): membrane; external side of plasma membrane
Molecular function (GO): cytokine receptor activity; protein binding
Source: RefSeq, a predicted model, not a curated record